CAUGUUGCAAACUUCUUCAGUUUUAGUUAAUUUUAAUUGAUUGUGUAUUGAAAUUUUAAUAAAAAUUUCUGUCCUGCCUUUACUGAUAAACUUAGUGAGAAAAUAAACUUUGAAGUUGCGGCUCGUUUUUAGUUAAUUUGACAUAAAACGAUUUUUUUCAAAUGAAUUCAUAUUUUUUGUUGUAAAUAAUACGUACUUUAAUGCAUAAGUCAAAUGGCCACCGAAGUCCUUCUUCCAGAAAAUGUGGAAGAUAUUUCGUUGUAUUUCAGAUAAAGAAAUUCUCCCGUAGGGAGGUCAUAGACGUCAUCCAGGACUUUAUCCAUGGAGAAGGGGUAUGGAUAAGUUCUCUAGAGACAACAGUUUUUCCAUCGUCGAGCACCAGAAUGGAGGAGUGCCAGAGGAUAUUCGAUAUUCGUACAGCCCCACACAGGCCCGAUGCGCUUGAGGAAUUUCUACAGGACAUUUUUGAAGAGGUUCUCCCAGGGACCCCGAUGUGGGCCAAAGGACAGAGGAAAUCUCUGAAACGCUCAAGGAGGUCAAUGAAUACAAAAAGUUACUAAAUUUAAAAUAAUUAAUGUACAUUUGGUGCUAUAAUAAUUAAUAUAACUGCAUGUAACAUUUUUCUUAAU
Molecule: messenger RNA, 629 nt
Organism: Anoplophora glabripennis (Asian longhorned beetle)
Lineage: Eukaryota; Metazoa; Arthropoda; Insecta; Coleoptera; Cerambycidae
Exons: 2
Coding region: 201-560 (119 amino acids)
Source: RefSeq, a predicted model, not a curated record